This is a messenger RNA of Dromiciops gliroides (monito del monte), 957 nucleotides long. RefSeq names its product putative olfactory receptor 52P1. Gene Ontology annotation, biological process: G protein-coupled receptor signaling pathway. Bases 1 to 957 code for a protein of 318 amino acids. Gene Ontology annotation, cellular component: membrane. NCBI's taxonomy places the organism in Eukaryota, Metazoa, Chordata, Mammalia, Microbiotheria, Microbiotheriidae. The record is from RefSeq and is a predicted model, not a curated record. Gene Ontology annotation, molecular function: olfactory receptor activity; G protein-coupled receptor activity. The transcript has a single exon.
AUGGUGGGCAACGUCACUCUCCCUGGCUUCUCAUCCUUUUUCUUGGCUGGAAUUCCUGGUCUAGAAGUCUUCCACUAUUGGUUGAGCAUACCUGUUUGUCUUCUCUAUGCCCUUACCCUGAUUGGGAAUGGCCUCAUUGUCUUUGUGAUAAGAGGAGAAUCCAGCCUUCAUCAGCCCAUGUUCUUUUUCCUUUGUAUGCUGGCCUUUGAUGAUGUAGCAGUUGCCUCAACCAUAGCCCCCAGGAUGCUUGACAUAUUUUGGCUGGAUUCUCAUUUCAUUGGAUUUGAUGUCUGCUUGGCCCAAAUGUGCUUAAUCCAUACCUUUUGCUGCAUACAAUCAGGUCUUUUGGUAGCCAUGGCCUUUGACCGCUAUGUUGCCAUCUGCUAUCCACUGCAUUAUGCUACCAUCCUGACCACUCCUUUGGUCAUCAAGCUAGGGUUGCUAAGUGUGGCCAGAGCCAUCAUAAUGGUUUUUCCCAGCCCAUUGCUCGUUAAGCGGCUGAGGUACUGUACCCAGAAUAUUAUACGACAUACCUACUGUGAACACAUGGCUGUGGUGAAGCUUGCCUGUAGCAAUACCUCCAUAAAUCGUGUCUAUGGUAUUCUUGUGUCCUUCUCAGUUAUAUUUCUGGACAUUGGACUUAUUUCUGUGUCCUAUGUCAAGAUCCUUCAGGCUGUUUUCCGACUCUCCUCCAAGGAUGCCCGCUCUAAGGCACUAGGCACAUGUGCUGCCCAUAUCUUCACUAUCCUCGUCACCUAUGUACCUGCACUGUUUAGUUUCCUCACCCAUCGCAUUGGUAAGAGAGUGCCCCCAUCCCUUCACAUCAUCAUUGCCAGCAUAUAUCCCCUGGUGCCACCUGCUGUCAACCCACUAGUCUAUGGUGUAAAGACCAAGCAGAUUCGUGGCCAAGUGGUCCUCCUCUUCCUCAGGAAAAAGGAUAAAGUCUCCAAGAACUAG